This is a messenger RNA of Salarias fasciatus (jewelled blenny), 1584 nucleotides long. RefSeq names its product collagenase 3-like. Gene Ontology annotation, molecular function: zinc ion binding; metalloendopeptidase activity. The transcript is spliced from 11 exons. Lineage: Eukaryota; Metazoa; Chordata; Actinopteri; Blenniiformes; Blenniidae. The record is from RefSeq and is a predicted model, not a curated record. Gene Ontology annotation, cellular component: extracellular matrix. The coding region runs from base 106 to 1584 and encodes 492 amino acids. Gene Ontology annotation, biological process: proteolysis; extracellular matrix organization; collagen catabolic process.
UGUGUGCUCUUAUACGGCUUUUAUCGGGACUGCACACUACCUCAGGCUGUCGAGGCUGCCUCUUGAAAAAGAGAGUGCACGGACAGAAGAAAACACUUUAACAAGAUGUCUCCUGCUGAGUUCUGGAUAGUGCUGCUGGGAUGUUUAUCCAUGUGUCAUGCAGCACCUACUGUUGCUCCAACAUUCUCGCCUCAGGAAGAAAACUUGGCCACGGACUACCUCUCUCAGUUCUACGGAGAUGUCGGCAUGACAAACUCCACGUUACGAAGCCUUUCUAAUAACUCAUUCAGCCAAGAUCUCCAGGCUAUGCAGGCCUUCUUUGGCCUGGAGGUGACCGGUGUCUUGAAUAAUGAGACCGUUGAGGUGAUGAAGGCACCGAGGUGCGGCGUGUCAGACAUCAGCCGAUAUGGACACUUCCCCGGGAAACCCAAAUGGGAAAAAAGGCUUAUUACGUACAGGAUCACUCAGUACACCUCAGACCUGACGCAAAGCCAGGUGGACACAACCAUCGCUCAAGCUUUCAAACUCUACAGCGACGUCAUCCCACUGGAUUUCAAACAGAUCUACAGCGGCACUGCGGACAUCAUGAUCCUCUUCAAGGGUGGAUAUCACGGGGACUUUUACCCCUUUGACGGCAGAGGCGGAGUCCUAGCCCAUGCUAACUCGCCCGGACGCAAUCAGGGAGGGGACACGCAUUUUGAUGAUGAUGAAACAUGGACUUUAACCCAAAGAGGUGUGAAUCUGCUGUUGGUGGCAGCUCAUGAGUUUGGCCAUGCUCUGGGUCUGGACCACUCCAGGGACAGAAGAGCACUGAUGUUUCCCACUUAUCAAUAUGUUAACACAAAUGGAUACCGACUGCCAGACGAUGACAGACGAGGGGUCCAAGCUCUUUAUGGAAGCCGAACGCCAGUGCCAAAACCACCAAAACCCGAACCUCGCCCUGAUCCAGAACCUGAGCCUGAGCCGGAGGACCCAACUGAGGAUCCAAAUACGAAUCCCACAGAUGAACAAUGCAGUCGCGACCUUGUGUUUGAUGCUGCUACGUCUAUCAAGGGAGACCUGUACUUCUUCAAAAGCGGGUAUUACUGGAGGAAGAGCACAAGUUUCGCAGGAAUCCGUUUAAUUAAAGUGAACACAAAAUGGUCACAAAUCAACUACGUGGAUGCUGCCUUUGAAGUCCCAUAUAAAAAUGUGGCGUAUCUUUUUCAAGGACAGCAAUACUGGGGCAUCAGAGCUCGUGCGAAGACAGUUAUGCCAGGUUUUCCAAAGUCUAUCACCAGCCUUGGCCUUCCCUCCUCACUCAGUAAGCUGGAUGCUGCCGUUCAUGUGACAUCUACAGGAAAAACCCUCUUUUUUGCAAAACAUAAGUAUUGGAGCUAUGAUGAAAGAAGUAACCGAAUGGACUUUGGAUAUCCAAGAUUCAUCAGUCAGGACUUUCCUGGUAUUGGUUCCAAAGUUGAUGCAGCCUUCGAGAAUUAUGGUUAUCUAUAUUUCUCAGAUGGCCCUAGACAGAGUGAGUACUACCUGCCGUACAGGAGAGUGAUGCGUGUGCUGCUCAACUACGGCUGGCUCAACUGCUACUGA